AUGGUAAUAGCAAAUAGAGAAAUCUUCAUAAUUCAGAUCAUGUCUCCCUUCGUUUACUUUCUUUUGUUCUUACCACUUGUUGUACUAGUACUAGGAAACGAUGAUGAUUGUAUGCCAACCAGAUGCAGAGGCGAUGGCCCGAUAAUUCUGUUUCCUUUCAGACAAAAAAAUCAGCAACCUCAGCAGUGUGGCUAUCCAGGUUUCGAUUUAUACUGCGACCAUAAAAACGAUACUGUUCUUGUGCUUCCCUUCUCUGUAAAUGUUGUUGUGAAGGAAAUAGACUAUGCAUUUCAAACAAUUCUUGUUUAUGACCAAGAAAUGUGUCUUACACAAAAGCUACCACGUGAUCUAAACCUAUCUGCCUCGCCUUUCCUGACAAAUUACUUUACGGAUGCGGACGAUUAUACCCUGUUCAAUUGUUCUGAUCCACCAGGAAGAGAUUUACGUUUUGGUUCCAUUCUUGCCGCGAUAUUACUCGUAGCUUUCCUCUAUCUUUACAUCAGGGUUAGAAUAUACCGAGAGAACCGAACGAUGAUUGGGAAGUUUUUGCGAGAUUACGGAGCCCUUAAGCCGAGUAGAUUUUCAUAUUCGGCCAUAAAAAGGAUUACUCAUCAAUUUAACGAGAAAUUGGGUGAAGGGGGUUACGGAAUUGUUUACAAAGGAAAGUUGAACAAUGAAAUAGAUGUUGCGGUGAAAGUACUCAACAAUUCCAAGGGAAACGGAGAGGAGUUUGUCAAUGAAGUAAGUACGAUUGGGAGAAUACACCACGUCAACAUUGUGCGUCUUCUCGGAUUUUGUGCCGAUGGAUUUCGAAGAGCUCUUGUUUAUGAAUUCUUACCAAACGGUUCUUUAGAAAAGUCCAUUUUCCAAGCAGGUUCGAAUAGAAUUGCUCUUGAUUGGGAAAAGCUAAAGGAUAUUGCGCUAGGCAUAGCAAAAGGCAUAGAAUAUCUACACGAGGGAUGUGAUCAACAAAUACUCCACUUCGAUAUAAAACCGCAAAACGUCUUGUUGGACCACAACCUCAACCCGAAGAUUUGCGAUUUUGGCCUUGCAAAGUUGUGCUCAAAGGAACAAAGUGCAGUGACAAUGACUGCGGCUAGAGGAACAAUGGGAUAUAUUGCACCUGAAGUUCUGUCCAGGACUUUCGGAAGGGUUUCGUAUAAGUCCGAUGUUUAUAGCUUCGGAAUGUUGUUGCUCGAAAUGGUAGGAGGGAGGAAAAAUGAGGAUCAUAAUGCAAAUAAUACUAGUCAGGUAUAUUUUCCUCAAUGGAUAUACAAUCAUAUAAAUGUUGAGGAUAAUCCAAUGUGGGCACAAAUUGAUGAAGAAGGAAAUAGUAUAGCAAGGAAACUUAGUAUAGUAGGGUUGUGGUGUAUACAGUGGUGUCCGACAGAUCGUCCGUCAAUGAAAGUUGUGGUUCAAAUGUUGGAAGGAGAAUGUGACGAUCUUACAUUGCCUCCGAAUCCAUUUCCAGCUACUACAAAUCCCAUAGAUGGAAAACAUUAUCAAACUCAGAUGUCAAUCAUAUUAGAAGAGUAGUUGUUCUCUUUUUUAUUUUCCAUUGUAGAACUUUGUUGUGUUGUUUGUAAAAAAAGAUAAAAAAACUUUAUUGUAUUGAAGCUACUAAAUUCCUGAAAGAGCUGAAUAAUAUGAUCUUUGUUGUUGA
Messenger RNA from Erythranthe guttata (spotted monkey flower), 1663 nucleotides. Lineage: Eukaryota; Viridiplantae; Streptophyta; Magnoliopsida; Lamiales; Phrymaceae. The record is from RefSeq and is a predicted model, not a curated record.